AAAUAUUAUUGCAAUCGCCAUAUUGAGCUGAUUCUUCUAUACCACAAAAGGGUAUAUCAUGCGCGGGAUGCUGUAUAAGCGACGCAAAAAGCGUUGGAAUUGCCGCAGGUGGGACGCGCAUGUCCGCGGACAACGCCAUAUUUAAUUUUUCCGCAAAUUUUCUCUCCGUAACGGGGGAAUCUAAUGAAAAAUAUUUUCCAUUUUCUAAGGAAUUCACGAAUUUAAUGGAAAAUUUUUUGUAAAUUUAAAUAAUUGACAACAAUUUAUUUAUGAAGAAUAAGUCUUCACUAUUAUUAAGCAAGGGGUAAAUUUUCGUCAAGGAAAAAUAAUACAAAAACCAUGUUGAGAGCUGAUAAUUUUGAAGGAACUGAUUUUUCCUGGCGGACAGCUGGAUUUUAUUCUGCGCAUGGAAAGCAAUUUUGCCCAAUCAUAAAUAGGGCUAUUGUGGGGGGAUGGUGUGUAUGUUGGCGCAUUUCAUACAUCCCCGAGUGUAAUGGUAACCAGAUAGAGGCGUCGCGAGGCUAUCGGCCGGUCGGCACAUGGAAUAUGGGAUCUGGGGUCUGCAUGCCGCGGGCGGACUUUGGGGCGAUCCGCGGCUCGCCGGAAGACAUCCAAUCCUUCCGCCGGGAGCAACGCAAAUGUUACCGAGGGCUGCUUUUGCAUUGAGUGCAUUACAACGAUCUUCCGACAUGAUACCACUUCCGUUGACUGCAAACGCUCCACAUUUUGGAGCGAUGGAAUUGGUUUCAAAACCGUCAGAGGACUCGGAUGAAUCCGAUAAAGUUUCGCCUGAUCAAGCAUCACGGAAAUCAGAAGACAACGAAAGUAACAUCGAACGUGACGAAGAUGAUGACGACGAGGAUGAUGAGAAUGAAAAUGAGACGGAAGUUACGACAGCGAAUAACGACAACGAAGAUGCAGGAGACGAUAGUGAUGAUAGAAGUACAAGUUCAAGAUCGGCUAAUAAUAAUUUCUCCUCUAAAUCACCGGAUCCAUUGUCCUGUCUACUACUUGACAAGGAUGAAACUGUGACACCUGUGUUAAAUGGCUGGGUCCUAGGUGCAUACACUGCAAUGUUGGGAAGACUUUCUGCUGCAACUGCGGCUCUUGAAGCCACUGAAAUACCCAGCAUCCCGUCCGAUAGUGAUUCAGACAGUGAUCACUCGUCAUAUACUGAAAAAUCUAGCGGAAGCAGUCAAAAUCCCGGUAUUCAUCGUGGUUAUUCAUGUGGUAAUUGUGACGUGGUUGCACCGUCGAGACCGGCCUUGAGAAAACACAUUGCUCAAUCUCACCCCACAUUGUCUAAAAAUGAAACUAGUGAGAUGAAAAGAUGUCCUUCUUCGGGUUGUGAUUUUUCAACGAGCAGCCGAUGUGAAUUGGAAACUCACGUGGCAACACACGUGACACAAAGUGUUACGUCGACAGGAAAAAAACGCACCCUUGCACUACAACGCGUCCGUUAUAGAUACGAGAGAGAAGAAUAUCGUUGUUCCCUUUGCUCAUAUGCAUGCACCAUUGAGAAGGCUUUUCAGAGACACUUGAGGGCACACGCUAAAGGGACAGCACCGGAAACGAGGGUGAGCUGUGCAGUUUGUGGAGCUGACAGAUCUUCGGAAGUUGACCUUAGUAAACACAUGAGAAGGCAUCGCGAUGAUAGAUACUUCUGUUGCGAUAUUUGCAUCUUUCGCACUGUCCAAUUAAAAAAGUUAAUUCAACAUCGACGAAUGCACACAGGGGAGAAACCUCAUCUUUGUCCACAUUGCGCUUACAGAAGUGCGAGACGCGACAAUUUGCGUAGCCACGUGAGAAGGGUGCAUAAAAAGGAAAAUCUUUAUUGCGAUACAUUUAGUCCUCGAGGGAUGUUGAUUGCUCCAACGAUAAGGGAAGUUGCAGCAGCUGUUCAAAGUCCAAUCUCAUCGCCUUCUUCGCCUUCUUCGAAUCCGGAAACGGCCAAUUAAUUAAAAAAAAAGAAAAAGAAAAUGAAUUCAAUAUGCCUAUAAAUAUAAAAUGAUCGUCCUCGCCGAAAGAGGAUUUCCGUCCGACGUCUCCGUCGGAAUAAAAAAAAAGAAAAAGAAGAAAAAAAAAAAGAAAAUAACAGUUUUACACGUCCUAAAUUUCGUCAAUAAGCGAUCUAGAUGUUAUUUAGAAAUGGGAAGAAAUUAAUCCUCUUUUGAUUAUUUUUCAAAAAAUUAUUUCGGGUAAGUUAUUUAUUUUUUUUUUUUAAUAAUUAAAUAUUUGACAAAUGAGAAUUUUAUCCCGAGGAUAUAUUCUUCCUAUAGAUAGUUUAACAAUUAGGCUAGUUAGAACAUGCAUGCAUAAUUUAAUCUAAAAAAAAAAUAAACUUUGGACCUUAUAAAUAUAUUCUUAAGGCAGUUGAUUAAUUGGUAAUUAAAAUUCAAUAUAUAUAAUCGAGUCCCAUGAAUGUGGGGAUAAAAGUUGAAAAAGAAAACUAAAUUAUGAUUCAAAUGCUGCGCCAUGGUGCUAGAAUAUUUGUAGACUGGAUAAAUGGAGAAAGACUGAAAUUGAAGAUAAACUCGUAUAGAGAGAAAAAAGAAAUUUGUUUUUUCAAAUUUUUUCGAGUUUUUUGUAAGAAAAAUAUUGUCGGCUAUAGAAAAGACUGCGAUUUUGCCAGAGAUACCCUAUUAAAAAGGAGAAUUAAAUAAUUAAUUAAUCGUGUCCGUCCAAAAUUUUUUCUAUUUUCUAAUUUGAAAAAUAUUAGCAAUAAGAAUUGGAUAUGAAAAUAAAUUAAAUUUGAAAAUAAAGAUAUUUUUCCUAAUUGGCUAUUUUUCAAUAUGGAAAAUUUAAUCUUAAUUGAUUUAUUUCUCCUCAUUGGUGCUACAAGAUUUGAAGACUGAGUAGACGAUAAAUAAAAAUUAAUUCCUAGAAAUUGAUAAUAAUUAUUUUAAUUAUUAUUCUUUUGGGUUCUCUGGCAUUUUGAUAAAGGAAAACGGUGCUAUUUUGCAAACGAAAAAAAAACUCGUUUUUUUCUCUAAGAUCCUAAUUAAAAAUAAUAUUCCCUAUUCUCUGAAAAAUUUUCUGAUUGUUAUUGCAAUUAUUAAUAUUGAAUUAUUGCCUAAGAUUCUUCCAAUUUUUUAUUAUUAUUCUAAAGCCUAAUUAUUAUUAAUUGUCAACUAUUGUCUCAUUAGAAUCAUUGUCGACUAGAAUUAUUUUUUCUUCCUUUUUAAAUCAGGAUUCAUUUCCUGAAAUGGUUGUAAUGUCGACGACAACAAUUAUUUAUAAAAUAAUAAUAAUAAUAAUAAUAAAAGAGAGCCAACUAGGUAUAUAUAUAUAUAUAUAUAAAUAUAUAAAUGUGUGUCAAUUUUUAAUGUAUCAUACAAUAUUUCAUUCUAGUCAAAUAUCUUAAGGGAUUUUUAAAUAAAAUUAAACGAGAAAUGAUCCAAAAUACAGUGACUUAGUAAAAUAUGUACAGUUAAAAAUUGUAUUUAUUUUUUGACAUAUAUUUGUGUUGAUAUCGUUUUUCUGAGUUCAAAAAAAUGGAAAAAAAAUUUAAGUUUGGAUCAUUCCUCGCGCGUUUAUAUAAAAAUCAUUAUUUAUUAAAUUAAAAAAAAAAGAAAAUUUACUUCCGUCGAUUUUAGGACAACUUUAACCCUUCGGACGUUUAAUCUGAUUUUUAAUUUUAGAUUUCUUUAACGAAAUUAAAAAUUGGAAAUUAAUUGAAUUAUAAUAAUUUGAGUAGAAAAAUGAUAAUAUUACAAUUGAAAAUAAUUUUUAAUUUGUACACAAUGUAAAUACUGAAAAAAUUUAUUUUUUUUUAUUAAUCAAUUAAAUUAAAUCAGAUUGAGCGUUUAGAAAGGUUUAUUUUUGAUCCAUUCAAAGUGUAUACGUCGGAUUUUUUCCGAAAAACUCGCGAAUUGAUUUUUCGUCAAAUUGCCUAUAAAAAAAAAAAAUAUUUAACUAAUUAUAUGUGUACACACAUCUGUAUAGCGGAUAAACGAAUAAUAUAGCAAAGAUGUCAUAAGUACGAAUAAUUUUUUGCUUUUGAUAUAUAUUGUAUUCGAAAUGAUAUUUUAUAUUUGUACGCGGUUUUAUUGUAUUGCGGCUCAAUGCGCGCAAUUUUAUACGCAUAAUUUUACACACAAUUGUUAACAAUGACCGUCAAUGAGUCAUUCAAUAUUGAGGUGAAGAAAAAAAAAAGUACUAUAUUAAUAAUAAUAUGUCAAUCGCAGAAAAAAAAUGAAAAACAAAUGCAAUGCCAAUUUCAAUAAGCUUUGCAACUAAAAAAAAAAUAUUUUUCUUUUUAUUAAAUUUUAUCGACUGAAAUAACAAACUUUGUGACAAAUGAUAAUUUUAAGGGCUAGAGCUUAAAUUCCUAAAUUAUUGAUAAUUUUUUUUUAUAUUUAAAAAAUUCUUUAACUUUUAAUUAAUUAUAUUUUUUCGUUUCAAAUUUCUGUAAAAUACUUUAAAUAAUUCUAAUCAAUUAUUUCUCUCUAGAAAUGAUGACUUUCUUUUUUGAAUAAUUAAUUAGUCGGCUUGUAAUUUCAUUCGAUUUAUAAUGGGGUCUUAUUCUAAUAAUACGAUAAUAUUGUAAAUUAAUUACAGACUUACGAUAUUAAAAUAAUUAUUAUUCUAUUAUAAAUGUUGUGCCACAAUUUUACGAAAAAAAAAUUACGUGCCAAAAGAAUAAAAAAUACAAAAAAAAACGAAAAAAAAAAAUGGGAACUAGGAUGAAAGUUUUGGGUGAUUUUUUCUCCUUGAAAAAUUUUUGACAAGUAUCGAACACUUGGUGAAAAAUAAUCUUAGAAAAAAAAUUUGACAUUGUUUAUUUUAUAAAAAUUAGAUUUUAUUUAUAAAUUUGAAAAAUAGUUUUUAAAAAACUUUUUUUUUAUAUUUAGGGAAAAAAUCUAAUGGGGAGAUUUUUUUUUACCAAGUGACUGGAGAAAAAUUAGUUGUUAUAAUCUUUUAACUGUUGAAAUUUUUGCUGUAGAUCAUAAGUGUCCUAUAACUUAUACCUUACAUAAACUACAUGAUAAUAUAUUCUAUAUUAAUGUUUCCUAGAUUUAAUGUUUUAAAAGAUCUCUUUAAUGAAAUCAUGUUCAAAAUAAUUUUUCGUUAAUUUUUUUUUCAUUUCUACUCAAUUUAAUUAGAAAAAAAAAAUUAGAUUAUGAUUAAGAAAAAUUUUUAAAAGUACAAAUUGUUUUUAAUUUCUUUUUUUUUGGAAAAUAUUUUUAUAUAUUGAAUAAUGGACAAAAAAAAAGAGUACAAGUUUAAUUUUCAUUUUGAACGUGAAAUUCAGAUAAAGGAUCUUUGUGAAAGGAACACGUCUUAACAUUAAUACAAUCUAAAUGUGAUAAUAUAUUUACUAUUUAAAUUAUACAAUGUAAUAAUAAUUACAUAUAUUAUACAGAUAUAUGUUACAACUAUUGCACUUUACAGUAUACAUUUAAAGACAAAGUCAAAUUCGUAAAUUUUUUUUUCGUUUUUCAAAAAAAUAUCUUCUUUCAACUGUUCAAAAAUAAUAGUUUUCAAUUAAUUCGAUUGAUUAUUAAAUUAUUAGACAAUUUUAUUAAUAAUUAGUUCGAUUUAAUUUAAUUUAUGAUCAAAUUUUGAUUUAAAAAAAAAUUACUGAUUUAGUUAAUAAUAAUUAAUUAUGCGCUAAUAAUUAUAUUUUCAGAUUUUUAGUUAAAUUUCGAGUCGAAAAUUUGAGAAUUAUUAAUUUUGAAUGGUAUUUUUUUUAGCGAACCGCAAUCUUAACGUGAAAAAAAAAAUUGUGCGUUACUCAAUUAUUAUAAAUGUACGUAUAUAUAUAUUAUAAAUGUAUGCGUGGGUGUGCCAAAUUAUUUUCUUCUAACUAAAGCUUCCUCCAAUUCUCAAUUGUUCCACAAUUCUCUUCUCUAUUCUCAUCUUUCUCUUUAUAUGCCCUUUUUCCUAAUUGCUCUCAGUAUGCGUAUAGAUUGAAGAACAAAAAAAAAAAAAAGGAAGAAAAAAAUGCACUUUACUCGUGAGAGACAAUAAAAUUGAAAUAAAAAUAAAUAAACUCAAAUGAAAGUAAUUUUUUGUUUUUUAAAGAAACAAAAAAAUUAUUUAUAAUAUAAAAGAAGUGACUACUUAAAUUUUGUCAGUUUCUUCACUUAAAUUAUAAAUAAAUUUUUUUUUCCAAAGCCAAAAAAAAGCUUUUCACUUUUGUACAAAGUAUUAUUAAAUUUACAAAAAUUUCAAUAUUAUUGUCUUUCAUUGCAGUGAUGGCAUUUGAAUGAACCAUCAAUAUUACGUACGAUUAAAUGAUCUUUAAGAAAUUAAAACAAAAAAAAAAAAAAAAAAAAAAAAACUUGUCGCCAUUGUGAUUUAAGGUACAAUGUCUCUGCGGUAUUUUUUUCAAAAAUCAGGUGCAAACAGAAAAUAAAUUUGGUUAAAUUAAAAAUUUACUGAUUUUAUUAAUUAUUAAUAGAUUAAUACAGUGAAAUAAUUAUUAUUUUAAUAAAAUAUAUAAAUAUAUAAAAAAUGAAUUUUUUUUUGAAAAAAUGGAAAUAUUUAAUUUUAAUAAUUAAUUCUGAUUGCGCCUGAUAAAAGGAAUUAUUUACUUAAUGAGAAUUUGCCGAUUUGUAUAAUCCAAAGUCGCCUGAUUGACUUUGGUCACGAUUAAAUCGUAUAAAAAUAAUAAAGAUUUCAAUAAAA
Leptopilina boulardi is the source of this 6633-nucleotide messenger RNA. RefSeq names its product RE1-silencing transcription factor-like. Gene Ontology annotation, biological process: regulation of transcription by RNA polymerase II. Gene Ontology annotation, cellular component: chromosome. The record is from RefSeq and is a predicted model, not a curated record. The transcript has 7 exons. The coding region runs from base 540 to 1958 and encodes 472 amino acids. Gene Ontology annotation, molecular function: chromatin insulator sequence binding. Lineage: Eukaryota; Metazoa; Arthropoda; Insecta; Hymenoptera; Figitidae.